AUGAACAAUUAUCUCAGUGGACCAGAAAAAGGGCUGCAUCUUUCCCGCAAGGCAAACAAUGAAGACCUACCGAAGGCAAGGCCUCUCAGUUGGAUGGAAGACCUAACGCUACGUCGAAUGCAGAAAGCGCAUAUGAGGAACCACGAUGUCGAUGUUAGAGACGCGAAGAGCAUCGCUCCUUUUGCUGCCAAUCUUGAUACAUUAGGCCUUGUCCAAACAGAGAGCACGCAAGUGAUCAAAAUAAAGGAAAUCAGGUUCAAGGAGACCUGUUUGGACAGCGCAAUUUUGCACGUCGAGCUAGAGAAAGAUGGGUGCAGAACAUUGCGCUGGUUGGAAUUCGGAGAUUUCAACACGAUCAGAAAUGCAGACGUUCUGAAAAUUUUUAAACCUUCGUUCCCCGCCAGAAAUAAUGUGAUCAAAGUGUGCAGUGUUCAAUACGCGGAAAGCUUAUUGGAUAUAACAGAAUUAUAUGUUGAGCGGAAAGUCAACAUGGACCUGGAAAUCUGCUGGCUGGACUACAAGGAUUUCGAAAGGAUCAGUGGAGCAAGAAAGGCCCUUACGGAAUUUCGCGGGAAGAGUGCCACAUCACCAUUCAUGGAAAGGCAAGAGCAUGCCGAUCAUUAUGGUCCGGGGACAUAA
This is a messenger RNA of Penicillium verrucosum, 639 nucleotides long. RefSeq lists its product as uncharacterized. NCBI's taxonomy places the organism in Eukaryota, Fungi, Ascomycota, Eurotiomycetes, Eurotiales, Aspergillaceae. The record is from RefSeq and is a predicted model, not a curated record. The transcript has 2 exons. The coding region runs from base 1 to 639 and encodes 212 amino acids.